Arabidopsis arenosa is the source of this 1170-nucleotide messenger RNA. NCBI's taxonomy places the organism in Eukaryota, Viridiplantae, Streptophyta, Magnoliopsida, Brassicales, Brassicaceae. The record is from the annotation of a GenBank genome assembly.
AAACAAUGAUCACAUUGAUAGAAUAAGAAAGACAAGAUAUUGAUCAACCAUGGUUUCAAAACCGCUAUUCUCCCUGCUGCUUCUCACGGUGGCAUUGGUCGUGGUUCAAACCCGAUCCCUAGUCAACGCUGAAGAUUCCGAGCCUUCGAGUUCCGCGAGAAAGCCUCGGGUGAAGAUCGUCAAGGGGAAAACGUUAUGCGACAAAGGAUGGGAAUGUAAAGGAUGGUCCGAGUAUUGUUGCAACCAUACGAUCUCCGAUUUUUUUGAGACAUAUCAAUUCGAGAAUCUAUUCUCUAAGCGUAACAGUCCAGUGGCUCACGCCGUCGGUUUUUGGGAUUAUCGAUCAUUCAUCACCGCGGCUGCCGAGUAUCAGCCUCUUGGGUUCGGUACUGCUGGUGAGAAACUUCAAGGGAUGAAGGAAGUCGCUGCGUUUCUUGGCCACGUUGGAAGCAAAACCUCAUGCGGGUACGGGGUUGCAACAGGCGGACCAUUAGCUUGGGGAUUGUGUUACAACAAGGAGAUGAGUCCUGAUCAACUCUACUGCGAUGAUUACUACAAAUUGACGUAUCCUUGUACUCCUGGUGUCUCGUACCACGGUAGAGGAGCUUUACCGGUUUACUGGAAUUACAAUUAUGGUCAAACCGGGGAGGCUUUGAAAGUGGACCUACUGAGUCACCCAGAGUAUCUCGAGAACAAUGCUACGUUGGCGUUUCAGGCAGCGAUUUGGCGGUGGAUGACGCCACCGAAGAAGCAUUUGCCAUCGGCGCACGAUGUUUUCGUUGGAAAAUGGAAGCCAACGAAGAAUGACACGGCGGCGAAACGUACUCCAGGAUUCGGAGCGACCAUUAACGUUCUUUACGGUGAUCAAAUCUGCAACAGCGGAUUCGAUAACGAUGAGAUGAACAACAUCGUUUCUCAUUAUUUGUAUUAUCUAGAUCUGAUAGGUGUUGGACGAGAGGAAGCUGGUCCUCACGAGAAGCUAUCGUGCGCGGAUCAAGAACCUUUCUCUUCUUCCUCUGCUCCUACAAGUUCUGGUUCCUCUUCUUGAGUGAUGAUUUUGUGAUAUACAAUUCGGUGACUUUUGAAAAAGAACGUGAGUUUGGUGUAUAUGUAUUUUGCAUGGCCAUGCAUGGUUUUAAUAUUUUGUAAAAAUAUACGUAUGAUUGCAAU